UCAAUAGGCAGUACAAAUCUGCGGUUUUGAGAAAUUUUCAACCAUUUAUAAUACAUAGGGGGGAAAAUCGGGCAAUUUAACGCAUAACGGCAACAAGAUGGAUCCCUCUUUACUCAAGGACUUAAAGGAUUUCAAAAAACGGAGUGCUACUCAGCCAACAAUCGAAGCAAAGAGGGCAAAGCCGACUCCUUCGAGACCCAAACCUUCGCCUGGUUUACCAAAAGAACUUCUACAGCCCAAAAAAGCAAUGAGUUCUCCUUUGGGUGUCACUGCACCUAAGUUCCGAAGCAAGCACAGGUUCGCUGUAAUGGCAGCUAUAGUUAAUUUUAUGAAGGAUAGACAUCUAAAAAGAGUAUAUGAAGAGUUGAGUUUAGAUGAAAUCCUUGAUCAGAUCAACUAUACUGACAUAAGUCCUAGUGAUAAAACAUGGCUGGGCCAGGAAGCUCUGAAAAAGAACCCUAAACUCACCUGUAAUGAUGAUAAGUAUGCGUUUAAUUCCAAGUACAAAAUCAAAGACAAAAGACAACUUCUGAAAUUACUAGAGAAGCAUGAAGAAAGAGGUUAUGGAGGGAUCUUUCUUGAUGAUAUCCGAGAGAGCUUACCAGAUGCUGAUAAUGUCAUUAGAUCAGUACAAAACAAGAUUUUCUUCAUAACAAGAUCGGACAAAAAAGUGGUGCUAUUCAACAAAAAUAAAACGGAUGAAAUGAAAGUGGACGAGGAAUUCCAGAAGCAUUGGAGGGCAAUAUCUGUUGACGGCAUUGGAGAGGCUGAUAUUGACAAGUACCUUAACAAUGCUGGUAUUGCCGCAAUGCAAGAUUCUGGUUUGAGUAAGCAACAACAAGCACCACAGCGCAAGAAGAUCAGGAGGAAGAAAGCAACUAAGAUACACAAUGUUCAUUUAGAUGACAGCACGCUAAAGGAUUAUACCAAGGAAAGCUAGAAUUAACAACUGAUGGCAGAAUAUCGGGCAGAAGGUGCUAUAUCUAAGCCAAUUUUAAUGCUAGUUUUGAAUGGCUACUCAAGCUGGGGUCUAUUGCGAUAUUCCCCGGGCGUACACUGAAAGGGGUACCCUGUUUAUGAC
Actinia tenebrosa (Australian red waratah sea anemone) is the source of this 1081-nucleotide messenger RNA. Its product is annotated as general transcription factor IIE subunit 2. Gene Ontology annotation, molecular function: TFIIH-class transcription factor complex binding. Lineage: Eukaryota; Metazoa; Cnidaria; Anthozoa; Actiniaria; Actiniidae. The record is from RefSeq and is a predicted model, not a curated record. Gene Ontology annotation, biological process: transcription initiation at RNA polymerase II promoter. Gene Ontology annotation, cellular component: transcription factor TFIIE complex.